ACAUUCAUUACGCUAGGUUCAGGAGAGUAGAGUAACUUAGUCGCCGUCCAAAUCUAAGGGGGGGGGGCGUUCAUGAGUGCACCCCCUGCGAUUCAAAAUUUGAGAAGUUCGCAAUUGAUGCUCAAAGAAACAAACGGAAAUUAGAACGUUUUUAGCUCACGGAUCUGUCCUAGAGAUCGUUUUGGACGCACCCUCCUAACCCUCCUGACUAAUUUGCACCAUGAGAUUUUUCAGAUUUUUCAAUGAAAAUGGCCGGAAUCCUCAAAAAUGAAUUAAAGAAGGAUAAUAAUGAGAUUAAAGAAGAGAUUCAGAAAGAAAUCCUUCCAUCCUCUACUGGAGAGAAUACAUGUACUGUAGAGGAUACAUGUACUGUUUAUAUAAAGGAAGACGACGUAAAGGUUGAAAUUAUUGAAAACAAAGGUUCGAUAUCGGAAUCAAAGAGAGCUAAGAUGGGCAAACUUGAAGAAAAAAUAUAUCCCUGUGAUAAAUGUGAAUUCACUGCACCCUGUGGCAGCAAGUUGAACAGACAUAUCAAAGCUAAACAUGAAGAAAUCAGAUACCCUUGUGAUCAAUGUGACUAUACUAUAGCUAGAAAAAGUGAUCUGAAAAAACAUAUUGAAAGUAAACAUGAAGGAAAGAGAUAUUUCUGCAAUCAAUGUGAAUAUGAUGCAUCCUCAUCAAUAAUUCUGAAAAGGCAUGUUGAGAACAUUCACGAGGGAGUUCGAUAUCCAUGUAAUUUAUGUGAUUAUUUUGCCAACACUGCGGAUAGACUUAAAACACAUAUAAGGAGUAAGCAUGAAGGAAUUAGGUAUCCCUGUGAUAAAUGUGAGUACGUUGCAUCUACAACUAGUAAUCUAAGAAUACAUGUUGAGAGUAGACAUGAAGGAGUCAGGUAUCCUUGUGAUAAAUGUGAGUAUUCUGCAACUUUAGCAAGCAAUUUAAGACAACAUGUUGAGAGUGUACACGAUAGAAUCAGAUAUCCCUGUAAUAAGUGUGAGCACAUAGCAAGCACAGCGACUUGUCUAAGAAUACAUGUUGAGAGUAUACAUGAAGGUGUGAAAUAUUUUUGCGACAAAUGUGCAUACAUUUCUAGUACAGCAAAUACUUUGAGAAAACAUAUCAAGAUAAAACAUGAAAGAGUGAGAUAUUCUUGUGAUAAAUGUGAAUAUACUGCAAUUUCAACAGUUAGUCUAGGAAAACAUAUUGUGAGUAAGCACAAAGAAGUUAGAUUUCCUUGUGAACAAUGUGAGUUUACUACAUCCUCAGAAAGUAAUCUAAGAAUACAUAUUAGAAGUAGACACGAUAAAGUUGGAUAUCCUUGUGAUCAUUGUGAAUACGCUGCAAAUUCACCAAGCAAUCUUAAAUCACACAUUCAGAGCAAGCAUGAAGGAGUGAGAUAUCCUUGUGAAUUAUGUGAAUAUGUUGCAACUGCAAGAAAUUCUCUAAAGAGACACAAGAUGAGCAAACAUAAAGACUAAUAUGGUGGUUAGUGAUCCUGAGUUGAAAACUUUAGAAUUGUGGUUAUCGAUCUCCUUUUUGGUCGGAAUUUAGUAGGGAUAUCCAAAAGAGAGAAUUAAGCAGAAAAUCAAAAGUGUAAACAGUGGAUACAGAGAUUUAGCAAUCGGGAUAAGGGUAUCCAAUACAAGAGUUUUCAGCUCUAGUCUCAUAAGAGCUUUGAGUAAUGACAUCUCUUAUCAGACUUAAGUAUUGACAAUAUAAUCUUUAUAUUUUAUAAAAAGCCAUAGUUCAAACAUUUUCAUUUUUGGAGGUCAUUUAGGCCAUUAGAGGU
Eurytemora carolleeae is the source of this 1789-nucleotide messenger RNA. RefSeq names its product zinc finger Y-chromosomal protein 2-like. Lineage: Eukaryota; Metazoa; Arthropoda; Copepoda; Calanoida; Temoridae. Gene Ontology annotation, molecular function: RNA polymerase II transcription regulatory region sequence-specific DNA binding; DNA-binding transcription factor activity, RNA polymerase II-specific. The transcript is spliced from 2 exons. The coding region runs from base 243 to 1478 and encodes 411 amino acids. Gene Ontology annotation, biological process: regulation of transcription by RNA polymerase II. The record is from RefSeq and is a predicted model, not a curated record.